Molecule: messenger RNA, 2821 nt
Organism: Pocillopora verrucosa
Lineage: Eukaryota; Metazoa; Cnidaria; Anthozoa; Scleractinia; Pocilloporidae
Product: protein DD3-3-like
Source: RefSeq, a predicted model, not a curated record
UGGUGCAAGUUGAAACCUCUGCAGCUUAUUUCGAAAUCGCUUUGCUCUUUUCUUUUUGUGCGAGAAGACGGCAAGUUAGUCCAACCAACUCUAAUCGAUGGUCUCACCAACCUUAGGAAGGAUGAAUCUUUGCUAUAUUUCGGUGCUUGUCUUGGCUAUUUCUCGCUGUUAUGGAGACGUCUACUUGCACAAUCCCCGUGGAAGCAAUAAUCGGUUGAACGAGAGAUCGGCUCAGAGAAGAAAUGCUAACAGACUCUUUGAUUCUCAGAAUAAUAAUCGAGGUGGAUAUAAUGUUGGAGACAAGACAGAUAAAGCUGCGACAAGUGCUAAAGACCAAUAUAAUAUGAAAUUUUUCCAAAGUGGACCCAAGAGUGGACCCAAAAGUGGAGGGAAAUCAUUUCUCACAUUUGAGUGGACCAAUCAACAUGGCUCUGGGGGAAAUGACAUAAACCCUCACAAGAUGAACAGUAAUGUUGUUUUGCAAUACAUGUGUCAGCCAUUAGCAGACAAACCUGAUGAUAAUACUAAACGCAAUGGUAUAAAUACAAACACACCGAAGUUCACUGCUACAAAAAAGAAAGAUGCAGAGAAGCGUAAUGAGUAUGAAUCAAGGAAAAAUGGAGAUAAUGAUAAUAACAGAGGACUACAUGAGUCAUGGGAGUGGUAUGAUAAAUGCAGAAGAAGGGAACGCAAUGGAGGUUUGUUCACAGCUGAUCAAAAGCUAGCUGGUAAAGAGAGUAUCUACACCAGACAGAAUCCCACAGGCACACGACGAGGAUACGAGUGCCCAGAGGAGAGAGAUUAUUAUCCUUAUUGGCAUCCUACAGAAUGGAAAGACAUUGCAGUUUUAACAAGUGAUACAUCCCAGUGUGAAUAUUACAAAAAGCACAGCUUCAAUGUUGAACCCAAAGGAGAAUGUGUUGAGUAUUACCUAGCACCUGAUGAGAAGUUACGCAAAAAAUGGUCAAAACAUAACAAUGAAAAGGACUGCACUGAGAAUGGAGGGAAAUGGAUGAUGUUUACAAACUAUCUUGAGGACAUAACUUCUGUACAGUACAACAAUCAAGAUAAAUGUAAAAAUGCAGGACAUGUUUGGGGUAUCCCUCUUGGUUCUGAUAAGCCUCGGUGUUUAGUUAAACUUGAUGCACCUCACUGUGGUCAAGCUCCUUGGACAAGGGACAAUCAUCUUGGUAACACUCCAGAUGGGGUGACACCAAACUUUACUUGGACAAUUCCACGCUUUCCAUCUGGUUUAGCUCAAUUAUGCGUAUUUAGGAUAAGAUAUAACAUAUCAACAAGUGACUAUGAUGGCUGGAACACUAAUGCUACUUACAAUAAUAAGUUGAUUCAGCAGAAUCCUGCAGUUGACAUUGGUGCUACAUCACCUCUAAAACUUGCUUUAAAUACCGCACAGUAUGGAAGAACAUUUCAGGACAGGUCCCACAUCAUUCAACUUAGUCCACGAUUUACAGAAGCUGUGCCUCUCGACAAGAAUAUCUAUAAUUUGAAUAUUCGUGGGAAAAGAGGAAAUAUUGUACAGGUUUAUCCAGCUGUUGAGUAUGACUUUGUCCCAAACAAACUGAACAUUAAAAAAGAAACUGAUGUUGUGCACAUUCAAUGGACAGGCUCCAAUUCACAUAACAACAAUAGUCCAGCUGGUGAUGGCCAAGCUGGGGAUGCUGGUGAAGGCAAGAGUGGCUCUGACAGAAAUAACAUUGUAGAAACUGGCAAUUCCUUGGAUAACUACCCCCUCCCAUUUGAAAUGUCCAAAAUGUUUCAGGGGGCCACAGCUGUUUGGUCCAGCCUUGAAUUAAAAGACCCCAAACCAGAGGAUAUUGCUGUCAGCUUGGCAAGUGCAGGUUACUAUACCUGUCUGCGGAGUAAGACAUGUGCUGCUGAGUCUGUGGAAACCAAGAAUACCAAAAUGGAUGUUCUUUUGAAUAAUGCCCCAGCAUCAUUUGGAGGCAUUAUGUUGAAAUUCAGUAACAAAGGAUGUUUCUACUACAUGUGCUCACGCAAUAAUAACUUUUCAAAUCGAAGUCAAAAAGGAGUGUUGUGCAUCAGUUGAAUGAAUUCUGAGAGUGAAUUUUGCAUAGAGAAUUGUUUCUCUAUUGUUCAACCAAAAAUUGAUGACAAUUAUUAUGUUAUAAUUAUGUUCAACCAAUUGAUGUGAUAGCAUAAUUUCUACUUAAAACUUUUCUUAGAGUUACUGGCUUAAACCGAGAGAAACAACGGUCUUUUUCAGCAAAUUUGAGCCCCUGACCUCCCCCCUCAACCACCCAGCUCCUCCAGCCUCUCCCCACCCAUUCCCUACCCCUUAAGAUGCUCUUUAAAAAACGUCAGAAUUCUGACCACUCUUUCAGAAUUUCCAAAAUGUUCUCAUCUUUGAAAUUGCUGUGCUUUUUUGUCAUUCAAGCAACAUCCUUCUUUCAGUACGGAUCUUGAAAUAGUCAGCAAUAUCUUUUGAAGAUAGAUAAUCAUUUGAGUACAAAGUUUGCGUCAGGGGUCAAAUUUUUUUCUACAUUUCUUACUUCAAUAUGUCAAGCUCCGAUUUUUUUUUCAUUUUUUACAUCUCAUUGUAUGAAGUAAUUGUAAAUAAUAUUUAAAAGAAUAACUUUUAUGAGAUUUUGAUGAUAAAAGUGCUGGUCACUUCCUUUUUUGGGCAAAUGACAUGCAUACAUGAGUCUUGUUGUUUUUGCAAUGGAAUUUUUUAAAAAACUAGAAUGUUAAUAAUGAGUCAAAAUAGUAAUAUAAUAGAGAUCCUUUCAAACUGGCUUGUUAGAUCAUUUGAUCAAGUAUUAAAUGACAGUUGUGUUAAUUA